Messenger RNA from Symbiodinium sp. CCMP2456, 10602 nucleotides. NCBI's taxonomy places the organism in Eukaryota, Dinophyceae, Suessiales, Symbiodiniaceae. The record is from the annotation of a GenBank genome assembly.
AUGUGCCCGGCAGUUCGUCGCAGGCCCCUUUGCGUUCCCCUCCAGGACUACCGGAUGAGCUGCGACCAGGCCUCUCCGAAGAACGACCUCCAGAGGACCGCGAUGGAUAUGAGCCCGACCACCAACCACGUGCAGAUCACUGGCCUGCUUGGAGGUGUGUCCGGUGUGACAGCGUUGACUUCCAGUCCGCAGGCUGGGGAAGCUGGGUGUGCCGACUUUGUGGUUCCAACAGCUUCUACGACAGCAUGUCCCCGACGCGGCGUGAAUCCGAGCAAGGUACCUGGGUUUAUGUGCCGAGACCCCCGGCAGAGUGCGAUGCAUCCUCCCGCUCUUCUGCCUCUCCCUCGACAGCUUCCUGGUCACCACCGGCAAGGCCAUCGACUUCUCCUACUUGGCCGGCGGCGACCAGACACGGCGCUCCGCGAGACCCUGGGCAAGAGGCUUGGGGCGAAGCUUGGAGCGAAGCUUGGGGCGAAGGACGGGCUGAGUCAGAGGCCCCGACAGUGGACCCAUCGGUUGAUCCCGAUACUCUUCGCCCGCUUCGCAAGCUCUCCCGACGACAGCGACGAGCCGCUGCUGCCGCAGCUGUUCCCGCAGGCGGAGCCGAUUCUGGACAAGGGCCUUGUUCCCCGCAAGCACGACGUUCGGGACACGCUGCCGGCCCAGGAGACCGUGGAGAAGAUGCUGCGGAACCUGGGCGACCUGAGGCUCAACCAGAGGCCUCCGAGCGCCUGGGAUUCGAGUCGCUCCGGAGCUCCACCAAACCCACCGGUCUGGCACUACUCCAGAGACGACUUGAGGGCCUACGACCGGUGGGAAAGGCGAGUUCGAAUUUGGGAGAUGCAAGUUUCCAGCUACCUUCCCCCGAACGAAGCUGCGAUGAACCUCUUUGUCUCCCUGAAGGGCGAGGCCGAGGAGGAGCUGGAGAAUGCCGACGUGACAAAGAUCAAUGACAAGGACGGCAUCGAGUUCAUCUUGGGUACCCUGCGGGCGGCCUUAAAGACUCGAGCCAUCUACCAGAAGCGGAAGUACAUGCAUGACUUCGAGCAGGUGUCCCGGUUCCCGAACGAAGGGGUCCGCGCCUUUUGCAAUCGCUACCACCGGGUGGAGCGAGCGCUGCAGGCCUGCGGGGUCGACAUCGAGCCCAUGUACGACUCCGAGGCACGCGGUGCCAGACUGCUCGAAAGGCUCCGUCUAUCUCCGGAGCAACAGCGCAUGAUCCUGAUCGGCGCCGGGCACUCCUUGCACUUCGACUCGAUCAAGGAGGCGGCGCAGCUUCAGUUCCCGGACCACCGUCCCGUGAUUUACACUAAGGAGUUCGACGGAGGCAGCCGGCACAGCACCACCGACUCCCGUCCGGAGCCGAAAGGGUACGGCAAGGGCAAGGACAAAGACAAGGGCCAAAGACGGCCCUCACCGAAAAUGAACGGAAAGGGCUACCACACCUUCGUCGCCAAGACCGCGGAGGCCCCUGAGGAUGAGGAGGUUCCGGACGGUCUGGCCGAGAUCCCGGAAGAAGAGGAGCAGGACUUAGCCGAUGACGGCGGCGAGGCCCAGGACGAUGACGAGGAGCUGCUCGUCGACGACGCCCCAGACGAUGCGACUGAGCUCGCUGAUGCCGUGCUCCUGACCGUUACAGCCCGCCGCCUUCAAGGAGUCAAGCUGGGGCGCAAGUUCAGCGGGCCCAAGGCCUCGAUCGAGGAGCGCAAGAAGAGAUCUACGUGUGCAGCGUGCGGCCAGACCGGCCAUUGGAAGAAUGACGAGGCCUGUCCCUUGAUGAAGCCUGGUGCCAAAGGGAAGGCCCCACCGGCAGCAAAGGCGGCCGGCAAGGGCUUCGGGAAGAACUCCAAGGUCAUGAUCGUGCGCGCCGAGGGCAACCAGGAGACCGACCUCGAGGACACAGCCCCCGGAGCCGAGACCAAGGCCGAGGCUGGACAAACCACACUUUACCACUUUUGUGUGCAGCACCGUGGCCCCGAGCCACGACGUCCUGGUCACACGGCCAGGAAGUACAAGCUCCACCCCAAGACCUCAGAGGAGAGAGAGGGUUUCCAGUUUGGAGUCGGUGCCGUGCAGUUUAGCAAAGAGCAUGCGUAUAUCCCCGUAGCCCUCGACGGUUCCUCCUUUUCGUGCUGUUUGUUCGGGACCAGCGUGCUGCAUGAGAACAGUGAGAUACCUUUGUUGUUGAGCCUUCCGAUGAUUGAGCGCAAGCUGCAGGCUGUGAUUGACUUUCCCAAGGGGUGUGUGCACUUUAGCGUUUUCGGCAUCGAUGUGCCCAUUGUCAAGAUUAACGGCCACAUUUGCAUCUCCAUCUGCAGUGACCCCGACCUGGAACUGGUGCGGCAGCCUGCCUUCUCCCGCGCCCGCCGUGUGAAUGGAAACGAGCCGAGCUCCUCCUGCCUGGCUGCUGGCAUGGCGCAUGGUGGUGAAGCACAUCUUCACCGCCGAGAUGACCUUGAUCCGCUUCAUGAUGAACACUGUCAGGUUGGGACUGCGCUCGAGGGCGUGGGUUGCUCACCAGGACCCUCUGCACCAGGAACUGACGAGCGGCCUCCUCGAGAAGAUUGCCAAGCCGUGCCGACACCCGCCCGCUUCAAUAGCAAGGAGCGGCAACCAGCACGGCAGCUUCAGCAAGUGCACCCUGUGCGGAACCAGAUGGCGCUACACCUUGGGAGCUUGGGAAGAGCUGCCAUCCUCGCGGCGACUGCCGCUUCCACAGCAAUCGGACACUUCUUCGGUCAGGCCGACCUGGGCUUCCGACCUGGUCCCGGAGAUGCCGAGCUCUUCGACGACUUCCAGAAAGACCUCUAUGAGGGCGUCGAUCCCGAUCGUCCCCUGGCUUUCACCGCAAAGGAGAGGGCCUCGUUGGCGAAGGGCGCUCCCUCCGAGAACGCUCCUUUAACCUUGAGCACGACCGAGGUGGCCGCGAUGCAGAAGGAAGCAGCAGAGUUGGACCGUCUCGCGGCGGAGAUCGCGGCACGGCAAACAGAGCUGGCCAAGGCCACAGCCAGUGCGAAGUCCGCGCCUUCAGCGCCACUGGUGCCGGCGGUGAGGCUGGACACAGACAGCGAGGAGGAGUACGACUGGUCGGUGGCCCAGAAGAUCUAUGACGCAGAGCUCACGGCCUAUGAGGAGAUGCCGGUGUAUAAGCAGGUGCACUCGGACCACAGGAUCGACAUUAUCGGGUUGAAUGCAGGCAUGGGCCGCAUCAUCGAUAUGUGCCGGGACUUUGGCUUGAGUGCGCUGCAGCCCCUGGACUUCGAGGACUCCGUGAAGGCCGUGCAAAAGUUCAAGCCGAUGUGCGUGCUGAUGGCUUGGCCGAGCUCCGAGCUCGGCUCCGAGGCUCACCUGGAUCAGUGUCAUACAAGCCUCCAGGUGUGCAUGAAUCAGUGUCACGAAGGGCGGCUCUUCCUUUGUGAGGGCCCACCGACAGCACGGGCAUGGACCCUGGCCAACACCCAGGAGAUGCUGCAGCACAAGGACGUGAUCACCGCCGAGUGCGACGCAGCAGCCUACGGAGCCGAGAACGAAAAAGGACAGCCGGAGUUGCGAAAACAUUGGUGGGCCACCAACUCGUCCUCCACGGCCUCGCUUUUGGGCCGACGACUGGAUGAGGAACAGGAGGCCUACUGUGCAAGGGCGAGCCGCGAAAGCACCGGUGUCUACUGCGACGGCAUUGUGCGCGCCAUCCUCACCGGAGUCUUUCAAGAAGCAAGGCGAAUUUUUCCGAGUCGCUUUGCACAUAAGCCCCACGAGGUUUACUUCGCACGACCCGCGGCAAACCCUGAGGCCUGGAACCACAUCCUUGACGACAUCGAGGCUAAGUUCACGAAUACGCGCAAGAAGCCGUACUACCUGGGCAAGGGCGACCCGCUGUACCAGGCCGUUGCUGACCUGGUUCCUUGGGAGAUUUCUCGAAUCCAGGCAGCAUGGGUGCCUCAGGCGCGACGGCUGCCCCAGGAGUUUCCUUACACUCAUCGUGGUGCAGCUUUGCGUCUGACCACAGGCGACUUUCAGCUUGAAGCCGAGGACCUUGGAUCCCUGGCUCACCCAAAGCAGCGCUUCGUUCAAGGUGUUCGAGUGGCUGUUUUCUUUUACGGCACUCCCCGACCCACGGCCGACAGCGAGCCCGUCGAGGAGCCUGAGGCGAGCACUGACGGCCCGGAGAGGCCACCUUCUGGGGAUGCUCCAGGAAAAGGGCAUCACAGCCGCCAACCGGUGCCCGGCAUGGAUACUGAGAUAUGGUUCGAAGGCAACAUAGACCGCAAGCUGCAGGCUUCACUCGCGAGGCUUCACAUAAACAUGGGUCACGCUUCUCAGCCAGAAUUGGUCCGAGUACUAGCUGCAGCCGGCCACUUGAACGCUCGAGUCCUGACAGGUCUUGAAAACCUUCGGUGCAGCAGCUGCAUUCGGACCAAGAUGCCCGCAAAACCGCCGCCAGCCAGCGUGCCUAGCAACUUUUGUGGCUACUUCGGAGAGGUGAUCCAGGCCGACAUCGUCUACAUCCGGGCGAUCAACGGCACGAACUACGCGGUGCUGGGCGUCACAUGUGAAGCCACAUCAUAUCAUGCAGCAAAGAUCCUCGAGAACCGGAGCCCCUCUUUGGUGCUGAAGGUUCUUCUGGACCUGUGGUACCGACCUUUGGGACUACCGGUCAAGUUUCCGCCGGCGAGUUCGGCGGCGAGGAUCAUUGACGAGAAGGGCAUCGCCACAAGCGAGCACAUGGACCAGUGCCUCGUGGCUGCGACCCAUGCAAUGAACUCGAGCACAUAUACGUAUGGGCGAUCGCCGUUCCAAGCAGUUUUCGGGAAAAUUCCCCGGCCCAUCGGCGACCUGCUGAGCGACCCAAUGAGCCUAGUGAUCUCUCCCGAGCAACAGGCCUUAAGGCCCGAAAUUCUUCGAGCCGACGCUCUGAAGGCACUCGCGGAGCACUCCGCAAGCACAAGCCUGAAGCGAGCACUGCUGCGCAAGACCAGGCACCAAAUCGACCUGCAAAAGCUGCAACCUGGACAACCCAUCGCGUUCUGGCGGUGGUCCGGCCGGUCGAGGCAGCACAAAAAGGGUGCGUGGUCUCUUGCGAGAUUCGUGAGCGUCGACCCCGACGGGAAGAGCAUUUGGGCACAGGUGAAUACAACGACCGUGAAGAUCGCUGCGAACCAGAUUCGCAUAGCUUGUGGCUGGGAGUCGUGGACCCCAAGCCGCGAAGAUGUGGCCAUCCUCAAGGAUGCUGAGCAAAAUCUUCGCGAGAACCUGUGGGAAGAGGUUCGUGAAGAACCUCCCGGAGCCGAUCAAGAAGCUCAGCAGGAUCUCGCCCAACUUCCUGGACCUCAAGCAGUUCCUGACGAAGCCGACCUGGUACCCUUGUCUCUUCGACUCCCCGCCUCUUCGGCAGCAACGCCCCCGACUCCGAGGCGGACCGCGACUACAAUACAACAGGAACAACCUCAGACAAACGUGCAGCAGGGGGACCAGCAGACAACAAUACAGCAGGAACAACAUCAGACAAACGUGCAGCAGGGGGUCCAGCAGACUAGCGUUUUCAACGAGUACCACCAGCGGUACGUAGACAACAGGUCAAUCACGAUGAAUAUUCCUGCGUCACCGGUGCCACCGACGCCUAGAAGCCGCAGGGGAAGGUCAAGGACUCCAACGCAGAGACGUACAGGUUCUCCAGGGGCACUAAGACAAAGCGCUUCACGAGAACUACAACGAGGGCCUCCACUUGACCUACCACCAGAAGAAGGCCAUGACGAGACGGCUUCAGCUACACCGGCACCCUUGACACCAGGCACUUUGCCUUUCAGUCCGGGCAUACCAGAGACUCCCUUGUUCAGUCCAGGCGUGCCCGGGACACCCGAUUACAACGACCUCGAGGCCGCUGAGCUCAGUGACCUUCCCGAGGUUGCCCCGCCGCAGACCGAGGACGGCAACGACACGCACCACGACCUACGACAGGAGACUCCUCGGGACCCUCCUUCAGAAGCCUCGGCACGUGACGUCCCGAGAGCUUCGAGCGCUACCGCAAGCGAACAGCCUACAGCUCCUCUACAAGAAGGUCCCCUUCUACUACCUCCGCAGAAGCGAACCGCCGACGUCCUCUACACCACCGGCGCCUACAGGUUCUUCUUUGACGACUUUGGCGAGGCCGUCUUGGAGGAGCACCCCACCGUGAACGACAUGAACCUUCCGUUCUGCCAGGACUCCUUCUACUCCUGCUACUUGACGAGUGCAAGGCGCAAGGCGGAGCUCAACGAGGCCGGAGUGACAGAGGAAGCCACGCGUGCUGACGAGAGCACCGACGAGGAAGGUUUCCCUGUGUCAAACGACCGAGUUGUUUCCAGACAGGAACUUAAGCAGCUCGACCGUGAGGUGCCGUGGAAAGAGGUGGUUAAGCUGCCUCGCGCAGCCCAGGAAAAGUACCACGAGGCCGUGGUCACAGAGCACGACAACUGGCUUCGCUGGGGCGGGUUGCGACCCCUCUCGAGGCAGGAGGCUGGAAAGGUCUUUGCAGAUCGCGCCUUGGCCAAGCGCAUCCUUCGCAGCCGAUCCGCCUUCCGGGACAAGAACAAAGGGGUCGGCGAACUGCGCGCCAAGUGCCGUGUGGUCAUCAUUGGCUGUGCUGACCCAGACCUUUUUCAGUUGAGCAGAGACAGCCCUACCCCCUCUCGACUCUCCGAAGCUUUGGUGCUAGCAAACGAGGAGGUGUGCAACGAGAAGGGCAAGUGGAUGCUCUGGAUCGCCGACGCAAAGUCAGCUUUCCUGCAGGGCGAGCAGAACCGUGAAGAACGAGGCGGCCCCUUGUAUAUGCUACCACCACAGGACCCAGUGGUGGCAGCCACAGGAACCUUUUCCGCGGCCCUUUACGAAGUGCUCGGCAAUGGCUAUGGCCUUCCGGACGCUCCUAGGGUCUGGAAUCGGAAGGUGAACCAGAGAUUGCUGGAAAAAGGGUUUCGCCAACAUGCUUUCGAUAAGUGCCUGUACUACUACGUGAACUCGGAGGGAAAACUUCGGGCAGUGAUGAUCGUGCACGUGGACGACUUCAUGUGCGCGUACCACAUCGACUUCGACGAUGGCAUCAUUGCCGAUCUGUUUGUGUGGGGAUCGACCCACAUUGUCUCAGAGGGCAAGCCCGGCACCUACCGAGGCAAGGAGAUCCACUUGACCUCCUUCGAGGGACGCUAUCGCUACAAGGUGACGCAGACGGCCUUCAUCGACGGCAUGGCUUCUGGCAACUUGGCUAGAGGCCGCUCCCGAGAAGGUGAGGCACUUACUACCGAGGAGUGGAAAGACUUCAGGUCGGUGGCCGGGUCUCUCCAAUGGCUCGCGUCGCAAACGAGGCCCGAGAUCUCCCCAGUGGUCAGUCUCUCUACGAAGGGGCAAGCAACGAGCAUGCUCGACCUCAAGAGGCUCCACGAGACCGUGGAGUUUCUUAAGGCCACCCGCGAGCAGGGAAUUGUCUACCAGGACGUGCCGCUGAACAAGGCGACCACGAUCGUGACAUUUACUGACUCGUCAUGGGCCAACACCGAGCAGCUCAAGAGCCAGUACGGUGCACUCGUGAUGAUUGCGCCUCCUCAGGUGUGCGAAGUCCCGUGCAAAGCAACUUUGCUCGACUGGAAGUCAGGUCGCAGCACCCGUGUGUGCCGCAGCACUCUCGCUGCAGAGGCCUCAGCAGCGGACGAGGGAGCAGACCGCUCAACCUUCUUGAACCUCUGCCUGUCCGAGCUGGUGUACCACGAGCCCGCCUUUAAGGUAGGAAGCCGUUUUCACAACCUGCACGUCACGGAUGCCAAAAGCCUCUAUGACUGCAUAGUUGCGGAGAACCCGAACGUUUCGGAUAAGAGGACGCGAUCUCGCUCCAUGUCUUUCCCUUUGUUGCCCCAACCGGCCGAGCUCACCCACUCCAUGAGCAAUUUGCGGGCGAUGUCGGUGGAUGCCAUGGCAGAGAAGCUUUGCCAGUCCGACCCACCCGAGAAGCUGCAUGGGCAGGCCCGUCUCGGCCGUAAUGUCUUUGCGGCCCUGGUCGCGUGCUUCAUGGGGGCGACCGAUGGCCUUUCUCUUGGCAGCCUGCUCUUCCCGUCAUCAGCCGAGUUUCCGAACCACGAGUACCAGGCCCUGGGAAUGUCCAUCGGCUUGCUGACGACGCUGGUGGCGAACGCCGGCUCACUGCUGGGCUCGGAGAUCCGCUUCGGCGUGGCCGGAGCGAGUAUCCCCACCGUCAUCUUGCUGGCCGAGCAUUUCAAGACCCUGGGACCUGGCCGUUGCGCGACGAUCUACUUCAUGGUGGCGGUGUGCUCUGUGCUGAUCGGAGCGGGGAUGUGGCUGGUGGGCAAGCUGCGCUUGGCUCGAUUGGUCAAGGCCUGCCCCUUCGUGAUCUAUGGCGGCUUCAUGGCCGGAACCGGCGCAGUGCUGCUCCAGUACGGCCUGAACCUGAUGGUCCCCGGCUUCGUGAGCCCAGAGCCCAGCUUGGUGGAAGUGGAGAGCUACAGCUCCCUCUUCCUCGCAGAGACGCUUUGGCAGUGGCUCCCGGGAGCUCUCGGCGGGGCGGCCAUGUUCGCGCUGCGGGCCAGCAGGGUCAGCGUGGGCUCCACCAUCCCCCAGGAUCUGCUCAUUCCCGUGUUCCUGAUCUCUGAGGCCUUCUUCUUCUUGGCAUGGCUGCUUUGGACUGGAAGAGGACUCGAGGACGCAAGAGAAGAGGGCCUCCUCUUCCCAGUGCGGAUGCCGCCGGAGCCCAACUUCUAUCGCGUCUGGACGAUGCACUUCGAGCAUGCCUCGCAGCUGGAUCUCAGCGUUUUCAUCUGCCCAAAUUUCUGGCUCACCGUGGUGAACGCGGCCUGUAUCUCCGUCUUGACUGCCGUCAUGAAUAUUUUCGGGACACUCACCGCAACACAGAUCCGAGUGGAUAUUGAUCGAGAGAUGAUGCUCCACGGCAGCUACAACAUGGGCUGUGGCGCACUGUCCGGCCUCCCUGCGAACAUGGUGAUGUCCUUCUCCGUCACUUGCCGCGCUCCUUGGCAGAGAAGCCGGCAGUUUCAGAUGCUGCUCCUGGCCUUCUCGGCCGCCGCCUUCGUGGCGGGGGGUUACGUCGUGGCCGUGCUGCCGAAGCUCCUUCCGGGCUCCGUGCUGAUUUGGCUCUCCGCCGAGCUCAUGGCCUUCUGGGUUUGGAACUCCCGGCGCUUCCUGCGAGUCUACGAGUACUGCCUGGUCUGGAUCAUGGUCUGCUUGUACGUGGUGGUGGGCACGGCGCCGAUGAUGCUCUUUGGCUUCAUCGCCGUCUUGGGCAUCGUUCAGGGCCAGUUGGCGAGCAUCCCCGUGAUCCGCUCCCAGAAGACCCUAGGGCACAUCCGAAGCUCCGUGCUCCACACCACCUGCGACACGGAGUACUUGAACCGCCGUGGCGCGGAGGCAGAAGUCUGGACGCUCGGCACAGGCUAUCUCUACUUUGCAUCGAUGCGGCAGAUAGUGGAGGAGCUGGAGAACUUCAACAGCCAGCAUCACCUGCGCUUUACCUCGCCUUCGGACUCCGAAGAGCUCCCCGACUUCGCCUUCUCCCACGCCAUCAGCUGCGAGGCCCGGCCACACCCUCUCUACAUCAUCAUGAACUUCGACAUGGUCCAGCAGAUGGAGUGCACGGCGGUCAGCGCCUUCCAAGAAGUGCUGAGCCCUGGCUUGAGCGUGGCCAAAGAGCUGGGCUGCACGCUGAUCCUCGCUCACGUGCAGAGUUCCUUGAUCCUGCAAAUGCAAAACUUCGGGCUGCCCUUGGCCAAGCUUCAGGCGCCCGCAGCGGGCACGGCACCCGAGCUGCUGCUGGUGGCCCACAACUUGGACGCGGCGGUGGAGUGGGUGGAGGAGGCCUUCCUGCGCUCCUACCAGCCUGCCCCUGGCCAGUGCCGGGGUCACACCCACGGCAACCUCAGGGAGCUGCUCUCCCGCAGCGUGGACAUGGAAUCGCCGCUGGCCGGGCUGCACGUGGACUUCCACGUGUGGUUGGAUGGCUACUUUCCGAGCUACAACCCGGAGCUUCUCUCUGAACUGGUGCCGCUGUUGGAGAUACGAAAGCUGCAGAAGGGGGACGUCGUGUACUCUGCUCCCAAGACCAGGCAGGCCACCUGCAGGAGCUUGGGGGAUCUGGGCUUCAGGAGCUCCGGGAUGGUGUAUUCUGCGCCCAAGUUUCAGCGCCGACCGCGCGGAGGAGCCUGGAUGUCAGAGGACGGCGCCACGAAAUGGCCAGGCGCCGCCCUUGCUUUGGCUGCUGCUCGGCUCUGCCACUCGGCCGUGUCCUUUGAGGUGGAGCACAUCUGGAACCCGGAAAACGAGACGGAGCAGUCCGUGCGCGUCUUUCAGGACCAGAACCGCCUCGAAGCCGGAUCCGUUUUCGAGAAAGCUUCGAUCCUUCAGCGACAGGGCAGUUGGUGUGCAGGGCCCUUCAGCACUGCUCGGGCCUUCCUGGCAAACAUGGCACACCCGGGCACUUUACGAGCUGUCGACUGCAGCACCGUCGCGAUCCUGCCCCAGGCAGCCUACGACAAGCUCAGCCCUGCGCUCCGGCGGCUGCUGAACGCCUACCUGCUUCGGAAGUGGCCCACUUAUCUCCACAGCUGA